GUUCUCUCUACCCGGCGGGCCAGUGAUUCUUGCAUAGUGGACGACAUAAGAAAACCUGUUAGGAUGAAGAUGGUUUCUUUUCUCCUCAUCUGCCUACUCUUAGGGGAGAUGAGAGCUGAUGAUAAAAUAAACAUCUAUGCAUACCGUGGAGGAGCCCUCAUCAUCACAUACAAAAAUGUACUAAAUUGCGAGAGGAUAUCACCCCAUUGGAAGUCACAUCGUGAUGGAUGUAUUAUGGAUCCAGUACAGAGAGGCAAAUACCAGUUUGGAAAACUGGACAUAGAAUUGCUCCCAGUGCCCUCUACUGGUCAAGACCAUGAACUGCAACGUACUGUUGGGGGCAGUGUAGAAAUCACCUGUGACUUCUCCAGCUACCGUGCUAACAGGGAGAAAUUUCUCUGCAUGGGAGCAGACCGUUCAACAUGCACCCGCCUGAGUGAUGAUAGGUACUCUGUCACUAAUGGGCAAAAUGGAAAGACUUUCAAGGCCACCAUCAAUAAUCUUGCCAAAGCUGAUGCUGGAGUCUAUUGGUGUGGAUGGAAAGUCACUAGGUCAUCUUUAUCCUACACCAACCUAUACAUCAGAAUGCAGCUUAUUAUUAUAGGGACAACCUCCACCACUACGACUACAUCCCAAGCAACAACAAGACCAUCAACAUUUCAGUCAACACCCCAUCCAGGUGAGCCAACCAAAACUACAAGGGAAAACAUCACGUCCAAAGUGACAGUGGGACCCAUGUCUACUCAGACAACACCAUCUUCAGCCUUGCAGCCAUCUUCUCCGACUGGUAUCAUAGUGGCUGUAGUGGUGUGUUUGUUCGUGGCUCUGGUCCUGGGAUUCAUUAUGCUGUUAUUCAGAUACAAAAAGAAACAUGGCGUCACCUCCUCAUCAGAAAGCAUGAACAAUUACUACACUGAUAAUGACAUGGUGGCUGUGAAUGCCCAAAGCGGUGUCACAGGAACCGGUCUGAGGACCAUCUACGCUCAACUUCCCACAGCGCCCUCUGGUGUCCCAUUGUACUCAAUGCUCCAGUUGCCCCCUGAGCCCUCUCCCUGCCUCACCUACACCUCCAUCAGGUUCAACCCGGCCGGAGGCAACAAUGCUGUCGCAAAGGAGGACACCUCCACCUACUACAGCACUGUAAAGACUACUUAGAUAACCGCCAAAUAGCCAGUAGCAAGCACAGUGAAGAGGCAGGCCAGGAUAACUGAUUUACUUCAAUAUAGUGAUACCAGUUUCAUCUAUUUCUAUUUUUGCUUGACUCUUAUUACUCUUAUUUACUAAUUACUUUUUUAUGUAUACAUGUUUGGGCU
Molecule: messenger RNA, 1313 nt
Organism: Alosa sapidissima (American shad)
Lineage: Eukaryota; Metazoa; Chordata; Actinopteri; Clupeiformes; Clupeidae
Product: CMRF35-like molecule 8
Exons: 8
Coding region: 64-1155 (363 amino acids)
Cellular component (GO): cell surface
Molecular function (GO): signaling receptor activity
Source: RefSeq, a predicted model, not a curated record